Messenger RNA from Tigriopus californicus, 891 nucleotides. RefSeq names its product UDP-N-acetylglucosamine transferase subunit ALG13 homolog (gene Alg13). NCBI's taxonomy places the organism in Eukaryota, Metazoa, Arthropoda, Copepoda, Harpacticoida, Harpacticidae. Gene Ontology annotation, molecular function: hexosyltransferase activity. Gene Ontology annotation, biological process: dolichol-linked oligosaccharide biosynthetic process. The record is from RefSeq and is a predicted model, not a curated record. Bases 277 to 891 code for a protein of 204 amino acids. The transcript is spliced from 2 exons.
AAAUUCUCAGCAUGAGAGCCUCAAGACUGAUUCCAGGUGGAUUCCGAACUAGACGCCACCCUUUCCCUAGUCUUAAACAUGAUGUUCAUGAGUGAAAUCUUGACUCCUGUGACGGAUAUCCUUUUAACAGACUGGGGGAUGAUACUAGCUCUAUGCCCCAACCUGGAUACUCUGUUUUCAAACUAAACUGGCUUCCACCGAAAUACAAAUGACGAAGAAAUUUGAAUUAUUCCAUGCUUUUUGUACUAAUUACUUUGAAACUCCCGCCGAUCUCAGAUGGCGAUAAAGCCUUCCAAACAAAACAGAAUCCCUGCCAGAGGACGUGGAAAAAGGAAUGAACUCGAUCAAUGCAUUCGUCGAUCCUUUGAGGUCAUGUUAGGCGAUAUAUUUGUAACCGUGGGAACCACCCAAUUCCAAAGGCUCAUCGAUACUCUCCUCGAUUCCAACACUUUGGCUGCUCUGCAAGAAAAAGGCUGUCAAAAAUUGAUCAUUCAAAAAGGCCAAUCUGUCGUGGCAUCAAGUACACUCGAGAGUCUUCAAAGGUUGCCUUUUCAUGUUGAAGUGUACGACUACAAGCCAAGUUUGAGGGAAGAUAUCGCACAAGCGGACCUGGUCAUAGCUCAUGCCGGAGCUGGAACUUCUUUGGAAGUCUUGGAAGAAGGCCGAAAGCCUUUGAUCGUGGUGGUGAAUGAGGCGUUGAUGGAUAAUCAUCAGAUUGAAUUGGCAGAGAAGCUCGCGAAUGAAGGCCACUGUCAUUAUUGCCAUUGCGAGACUUUGGUCGAGGUCAUCGAAUCUUUCGACCCGAGUUCCUUAAGGCCUCUUACUCCUGGCCAGCCUGACCUUUUUGCUCAAUAUUUCCAAGACACCUUAAAGGCUACAUUCAACUUCUAG